Tachysurus fulvidraco (yellow catfish) is the source of this 1373-nucleotide messenger RNA. RefSeq names its product cell wall protein DAN4-like. The record is from RefSeq and is a predicted model, not a curated record. NCBI's taxonomy places the organism in Eukaryota, Metazoa, Chordata, Actinopteri, Siluriformes, Bagridae. The transcript has 6 exons. The coding region runs from base 1 to 927 and encodes 308 amino acids.
AUGGGCAAUGGUUCAAUUGUGACAAACUCCAGCCUUGAAUUUAGUGACAACGGCACAAUCCCAACUAAAUCUACAAUAGAAUCCAUCCUCGUUAAUUCAACUACCAACUCAAGCUUGAAGAUUGUUCCAGAUUCUAUAAGUGUCAGCCAGGUUCUUGCAAACACAACUACAGCAAACACAACUUCACCCACCACAACUACAGCAAACACAACUUCAUCCACCACAGCUUCAGCAAACACAACUACAGCUAACACAACUUCACCCACCACAACUACAGCAACCACAACUUCAUCCACCAUAACUUCAGCAAACACAACUUCAUCCACCACAACUUCAGCAAACACAACUACAGCAAACACAACUACACCUACCACACCUACAGCAAACACAACUUCUUCCACCACAACUUCAGCAAACACAACUUCACCUACCACAACUUCAGCAAACACAACUUCAACCACCAGUGCAACUACAACCAUCUCUACAACAAUCAUACCUACAACACCACAAAAUGCAACUGCUAUUUUCAACUUGACCUUCAGCAUAAAUGAAACCUUUGAUCCGGCACUGGCCAAUACCAGCUCCUCACAGUUUGCAAAAAAAUCUACAUAUAUCCGUAAUCAGGUUGAACCAUUGUACAAGAAAGAAUUUAAAAACUUCAUUCUCAUGCAAAUUAUAAAGUUUAGGAAUGGUUCUACUAUUACAGAAAGUAACCUUUAUAUGGAUUCUAGUGCCCCAAAUGUUACUCUAACCCAAGUGAAAGACAUCUUUCUCAGUGGACUCACAAACUUCAACUUUUCGGUUAUUCCAGACUCCAUCACAGUCAAUCAGAUUGGUAAUUCAGUUCCACCCGUGAUUGCCAGCUCAGUCUCCAUGAUGUGGAUGUCUCUUCUAACACUUCUCUUUUCAUUGGCCUUGCACGUCUAGCUCUAGAACCUAGCAGAAAAUAUACACAAAUUACCUAUAUGUAUUCAUAUAUUUAAUAAUUCAUAAGAUAGAGGGAAUACAAGGAAAUAUUUAAUUCAUGUAAACAAAAAUAUCUUUACAUACUGAUAUUCUGAAUUGUUGAAAUGGGAGACUAAAUGAGAGUUUUGAUUAGCCUGAAUAAUUCUCCACAUUCCAACAGUCCCACAAUGAUUCCUUUCACUUAUAUUUACUAUAUAUUAUAUACUAUAUAUUUCCUUUCAUUUAUAUUUAUUAUAUUCACUUAUCUACUUUAACUUUUUUGUAAUAAUUGUGUAGUUAAAAGUAUAAUUAAUAUUGUACUAUACUGUGCAUUAUAUUUUCUUAAGACUGGAAAGAAGAUAAAUUGACAUAUUGCUAAUGAUUUAUUUAUGAAUAUAAACAAUGUUUUAAAAGAACAUAUCAGAUAA